Malaya genurostris is the source of this 1492-nucleotide messenger RNA. RefSeq lists its product as uncharacterized. The record is from RefSeq and is a predicted model, not a curated record. Bases 14 to 1387 code for a protein of 457 amino acids. The transcript has a single exon. NCBI's taxonomy places the organism in Eukaryota, Metazoa, Arthropoda, Insecta, Diptera, Culicidae. Gene Ontology annotation, molecular function: chitin binding. Gene Ontology annotation, cellular component: extracellular region.
CGUUAAGAACAGAAUGAAUAUUUUUUUGAAAAUAAUUUUAUUUUCCCUAUUGGCUGCACACACAAAAGCUUGCAGUCCUGGAGAAACAUGCCCGGAGGAGCGCUCUUGUACUGCAGAUUUCCGUUGUCCGAGAUUCGAUGAUGGGGACUCGGCUGUGUUGAUACCUCAUACGGAUUGUACUAAAUUUUUCAAGUGUUCCAGCGGAAGAGCUUGUGAGUAUCAGUGUCCGGGAGUACUACAUUUCAAUCCAAGGGAGCUAGCGUGCGAUUGGCCGGACAAAGCCUGCUGUGAUUCAAACGUGGUAUGCAAAGCUCAGCGAUGUAUACCUGGAUUGAACUGCGGGCUCAACGAUGGAAAUCGACCUCACAAUCCAAAUGUACCACCUAUAACCAAUGACUUUGAAGAAAGAAUUCAGACAAACACAGGGAACAAUGAGCGAUGUUUACCUGGGAUUAACUGCACGCUUGAUAAUGAAAACCAACUCCCUAAUCAAAACAUUCCACCUCGGUCCAAUGGCUUUGAAGGAAGGGAUCAAAUGAACAUAGGAAACAAUAAUCAAUGCAUACCAGGGUUGACCUGUACACUUCAUGAUGAUAUGCGAAUCCCUAACCAAAACAUUCCUUCUAUAUCCGACGAGUUCGACCAAAGGAACCAAAUAGGAACAUUGGAGAACGUGGCGAUAUCAUGCUUCACAAAUAAUCGCUGUCCUAUAAAUGACGAUCUGAACAAUCCUGUUGUAUUGCAGCACACGAACUGUCAGAGAUUUUACAAAUGUUUCAAUGGACAAGCAUGUGAAUUGUUAUGUCCAGCGGGUCAACAUUUCAAUGCACGAUCAGGAGCUUGUGACCAUCCCAACAUCGCUUGUUGCGAUUCUUCAGUAGCCUGUACUGGCUCUACCUCCAUUUCUACCAACUGUCAGUAUGAUUCACGAUGUUCUCUGUAUGAGGAUUCAAUGAAUCCAACACAUUUACCGCACACGAAUUGCGAUUUGUUCUACAAAUGUGCCCACGGAAAAGCUUGUCAGUUAUCCUGUCCACAGGGACAACAUUUCAGCAGAGCCCAUGGUCGUUGUGAAUUUCCAAAUAUUGCAUGCUGUGAUCCAACCGUACCAUGUCAUUCCGUUUUAUCAUGGGAAACAAUUACCAAUCCACCAUCUUCCGAAACACCACCGACAUCUGGUAAUUCAGCCGGUUGCAAACCAGACGCACGAUGUACUUCCAUAGAUGGGCCAAGGAAGUUAUUGCUUCGACAUGAAAGUUGCUCUAAAUUUUAUCAGUGCUUUAGUGGUUAUGCUUGCGAAUUUGUUUGUCCCCUAGGACUUCAAUUUGAUGAAAGACAACAACUUUGUCAAUGGUCACAAAAUUCGUCUUGCAGUAUGGCGGCCUAAUUUCGCAUGAAGUAAAAUUUUUCUGUUGCUAAAAAUAUUUAAACAUACUCGUGAAUAUAUUUUUAAUAAUUAUGUUCUCAAAUAAACACAUGCAGUAAUAUUAUG